UGAGACUUUUCCAUACCACUCCAUGGGAUCAUUUUAUAUGAGAAAGGACCUUGACUCGGGGGAAGAAGACUGUGGAACAGAGCUGGUGACUUGCUUUGGCUGAUGUGUAAAGGCUUACCGCAAGAGAAAGAAUGCAGUCAAACCAUAGACGUUUGGACCUUGAAGUCGGCACCACUGAACUUAAAAUCGCUCAAACAGCCAAAGGCAUGGAGGUUCCCCUUAAGGCUAUGCACCGCUCAGUGUUUGCAGAAGACCAAAAUGGAAAUAUUGCUUGCCUUAGUGACCCUUCAGACAACAGUAGUCAUGGCAAAACGAACGGCCCUACUGACGUUGAGAUGACCGAGGACUGUGUUGGCGAAUUGAUUUCUCCAAGCGUAAUUAAAAUGGAUGCACAAUCAAACUUGGGCACUGUCGGCUGUAUAAAAAGUGCAGAUGACAACUGUAGCCAGAAUGUGACAUUUAUGAUGUCAGCCCUGAAAAAUGGCAAUAUUGGUUCUAAAAGUACCAUGCCAGAUGUCCAUCGUCUCGUUGUUAAGAAACAUGAUGGUGUUUCAAAGAUGUUCCCCAGUACUGACACGCGACGGGCCUAUGUCAUAGGAUCUGUUCCUCCAUCAAGCUCUAGCUCCAGUGAGACCUACAGCUCUGUGAGCUCUGGUGAGAUGCUAAUUAGGAGCAACAGUUUCAUAAUUCAUGAGUCUGAUCAACAACUCAAUGCCUCGGACUUGGAGGAAUUUUCAGAUAUGCCUUCUAAUGUUGGCCUGAUGCCUGGCUGGCUGCCUGAUGUUUGUGAAGGUCUUGUUAAUAACAUGGUCAAUGCUUCAGGACAAAGCAGCAAACCUCCAGACUUUGGAGUCACCUUCAUCCAGUUAAGCAAUCAGACAUUCACAAUGGAAGAGGAUGUAUUUCAAACAGUUCCUCAAAAUGGACCUGGGGAAAACCGAACUUCACAUUUGGUUGCAGGGGUUAGUCAUUCUGAAUGUGUCACACCAGUUAAUGUGAAAAAAAACCCUACAGAGGCUGAAAGAUCUGCUCGGUCCACAUCAGCUGAAGCAAAAACAUUCCAGAUUGCAAGCUCUGAGGAACUAGACAUCAGUGGUAAUGCCAAGACCUCUACUCCUGUUCAGUCUUUGCGCUCGAAAACAUUUUGCUUUUCAGACUCCCCUCUAAACACGAGCAAAAGUGAUUUUGGAAGUCCAUUGGCCCAAGUUAUGAAGGAACAGCAAAGCUUGGUCUCUCCGAAACCUACAAUUUCAUUGCCUGAAUCCACGAAAAGUAAUAAAUUAGAAACCAAGAAGAAUGCCAAGCCUAACUUUAGUAAUGUAAAAUCUAAAAUAAUGUCUAGAACCGCUAGUGCCUCAAGUGUGACUGGUGUCAAUGCAUCAUCAAAUACAAGACCGCACAAAAAACCAACUCAACCUUCCCAUUCCAUGCAAAACAUAGCAUGUCCUAGCAAAUGUACCUCUGCAAUUUCUUCCAGCGCCACUCUCACAUGUGGUAGUCUUAAGAGGGAUCAGAACAAUAUGAUUAAAAGAACUCACUCAUCUACUUUUCAUGAUAGUGCGUCUGCUCCAAAGUCCCGGCCUCGCACGUGGUCGGAGACUUCCAGCUCAUCAAAAACUAAUGGAGACAACACAGCUGUAAAGCGCUCACACGUCGGUAGGCUUGUACAUGCUUUCACUAAUGCAAAAAGCUCAUCUGUAGGAGGGUUUCUGAGCCGAACUGGCCUGACAAAACUUGGAGACAAGCAGGCUUCUUCCAGAGAAGAAAAAUGUCUUGGGAAACCCCAGAAAAUAAUUCCAAACGCAGACUCAUCCCGGCCAGUAGGAGCAGCGCUCUGUGAUUGGCGCAAAAGCAGCCUUGGCUCCCAGCCAUCAUCACCCAGGGCAGGAGGUGCUUCGCCUGCACGAACUCCAGCAGCAAGCCUUCGGCCGCCACCUCCGUCUGCAUCGAAACUUAAGCCUGGCACGGCACAGAAAAAUGGCUGCACCACCAAAGACAUGCCUUCUCCAAGGAGUAAACUGAGCACAUCUGGAGGUAAUCUAAGCAUGCGUGUUACUGAAGGUACAGGAACCGAGGCUUCAGGAGGAACCAUUUCCAGAUUCGCUCUUAAUCCUGGCCAUCCACAUUCAUCAGCCUCAAAGCUGCCAGUGAAGACAAGGACCCAAUUUAAAAGCUUGAGUGUGUCCAGUGGACACACAAAGCCUGAUUUGGAGUCGCCCUCAGGAGCUUUGGGAAAACCUCCCACUACUCCUAGGACCACGUCAUUAAGAACAAGGCUCCAAAGUCUAUCUCCCAAAGUCUCAUCAUCUUGUGGAAACAAGAACACAUCUUCACUGUCUCAUACAUCUGCGAGGUCUACAGGGAACAUCUCAAAACCCCCUGCUUCAUCGCGGCCUGCUCGAAUUACUGCUACUUUUCCAGUUGACAAAAACAAGGCAAAGGGGAGCUCACGGAGCCAGCAGCAGGGCCACACCAAUGGCCAUCCGGACCUGGUGCCACCAGAGACCAAGCCACAAGGACUGGAGUACUACAAGGCUCUGUGUGAGAAGAAGAACCAAACCAUCCAGCAGCUGAAGAACAGUUUUAUUGCUAGCAACCGCAGAUUUGAGGCCAUCACUGUUGUUGUACAAACCCUUUCCCGACAGCAUGAAGAAUCGGUGAAGCGGCAUCAGGAGCGUUCUGUGGAACUGCUCAACCUGCGUGAGGAACUCGUGAGCUCCUUGGAGUCAUGCGAGCGUCUAGGGAAGGAGAAGGAAGAGCUGCAUGCGGCCUUCGAUGGAGUGCUGCAGAAAGUGCAGGAGCAGCACCGCCUGGACCUGGCUGACCUGGAGGAGCGUCUGAAAACCUUCUACUCCACUGAGUGGGAGAAAAUCAGCCAGUCCUAUCAGGAAGAAGCGGAGAAGUACAAAGCCCUGCUGGAGCAACAGCUGGAGGAAUUGAGAGCCAAACAUGAGGCUCUGCAGAAAGAACUGGAAGAAGGCCAUGAAGAGAAGGUUAAGGGCCUUAAACAGCACUAUGAAGAGUCUUUUGAAGAACUCAGAAAAGCUCAUGAGCAGGAGAUGCAAGCUCUGGAAAAAAGGCAAAAAGACACCGAAGUAGCGUUAUCUAAUCAAAUUGAGGAGCUCACUGUAGCAAACAGCUACUUCAGUGAGCGGCUGAAAGCAGAGGAGGACCGUAGGAAGGAACUGGCUGAGAAAUGUCAGAAGGACCCUCACACGCUCUAUCUAGAGCAAGAGCUAGAAAGUCUGAAGGUGGUGCUGGACAUUAAGAACAAACAGAUCCACCAACAAGACAAAAAACUGAUGCAAAUGGACAAACUGAUGGAGAAAAAUGUGAAGCUUGACGAAUGCCUUAAGAAAGUCCAGCAAGAAAAUGAAGAUCUAAAAGCCAGAAUGGACAAACAUGCUGCAUUAUCAAGGCAACUGUCCACAGAGCAGGCAGUGCUGCAGGAAUCACUUCAGAAGGAAACAAAAGUGAACAAGCGUCUGUCGAUGGAAAACGAGGAGCUGCUGUGGAAGCUACAGAAUGGAGACUUGAGCAGUCCACGCAAGAUCUCACCCUCUUCUACCUCUGUGACUCUACAGUCCCCUCGCCACUCGGGGCUUUUCUCCAGCCCCCCCGUUUCCCCCAGAUAACAUUGGUCAUCAGCUUCCAGGAAGCAGCUUCUCAAACACUUUUUUUUUUCUUCCAGGGACAGACUUUUUGUCUACAAUGAAGGCUAUAUUAGCUUUGUGGGUCUACAUCCUGUAACCUGAAGGACAUUAAUCCAAAAUGGAUCUAUUCCCAGGUGAAACUUGUAUAGUUAAGAUUAUUAAGACUGUUUAAAGGAUUGCACAGAAGCACUUGAUCAAUAAGGCCACCUUUUUGUACUUUUGCCUUUCACAUCUGAUUUUGGGAGAAAAAUAUCUCAGGGUUUGUAAAUAAUUUCUCUUUUUUUUUUUUGCCGCUAGACCUCCACACUUCAUACUUCUGUCCUCCAUUAUCUGGGACGGCACAUGACUGGCCGUGUUUGAAUGAAAUGGCAAAAUGCUUUUUAUGUCUUUAGUUACUAUGCAUAUCAAAAUUAACUUGAUGGUGUUUGGCAACUUUGAAAAGCUUUACCACUAGCAGUCUUUUACGACGACCUGCUUAACAUCACAACAAAUUCCUUUCAAAGCUUUCCAGAUGCUACUGGACAGUUUAGAGAGUUAAUUAAUUUUUUUCAUUAGAGUACUGUCUCUUCCCCUAACUUUUGAUUAGCAAGGCAUCAAAUAUUGUAUAAAAAUGGCAUGAGUACAUUUAAAUACUUUUUUUUUUUUUUUCCUUUUUGCUCUCUCAAGUCAUUUUUAUACACGAGUGAAUGAAACCAAACACUUGGAGCAACAUUCCUAAAAAAUGUAGAAAUGCAAAUAUAUUCUUUGCAUUUUGCAUCAGUAUUUGGACCUUGUAUAUUAGUUAUGUUUUAAAGAUGAUUAAGUCCCACAAACUGAAGACUGAUGAACUGUGUAUUUGAUGGUUCAGAUUUUUGCCAGUCCAAUUACCUGCUACUUCUAGGAAUGAAAAUCUCUUGUCAGUGUGGUUUGUUUUUUGUUGUUUUUUUUUUGUUGUUUUUUUUAAAUAUGAAUACGGGUUUGAUUGUUCACUACUGUUGACCCCUGAUGAGAUACUGGUGUACACUUUGUUCAUCCUCUUUUCUUUAACUUCUUUCUGCCCAUGGGACCAACCUAUAUGACCGUUUGUUUGUGCAUGUUCAAGUGGCCUCAAGAGCAACCCCCAGUGUUGAAACUCUUCUUCUGCAGCUUUAAGGUUUAACUAUUUCACACAUGAACAUGGUUUAGUUCUGAUAACAAGAAAUUUAAGAGCUAACUUGGUUGUGUGUCACGAAGAUAUUUGAGAGUUAUGUUUAUUGGCGUGAAGCUUAAUUUUUUUUUUUU
Messenger RNA from Neoarius graeffei (lesser salmon catfish), 4913 nucleotides. RefSeq names its product microtubule associated tumor suppressor 1a (gene mtus1a). Lineage: Eukaryota; Metazoa; Chordata; Actinopteri; Siluriformes; Ariidae. The coding region runs from base 132 to 3635 and encodes 1167 amino acids. Gene Ontology annotation, cellular component: cytoplasm; nucleus. Gene Ontology annotation, molecular function: microtubule binding. The record is from RefSeq and is a predicted model, not a curated record. The transcript is spliced from 15 exons.